Poecilia reticulata (guppy) is the source of this 895-nucleotide messenger RNA. The record is from RefSeq and is a predicted model, not a curated record. NCBI's taxonomy places the organism in Eukaryota, Metazoa, Chordata, Actinopteri, Cyprinodontiformes, Poeciliidae.
UGUAAGAUUGCUCUACAUCUCCGAAGAACAAUACUGGCUUGUACAUACUAAUAAUCUUGACUUUUCAGCAACAACAGUACAAAAAAUGUCUUUAGAUGGGAGUUACACACAUGUGCCUAGUGAGCUUGCCAACAUUUUUAAUAAAGUAACUUUUGAUGAGGUGAUACACAGAAGACUGAAGGAGGAAAAUCAACAACUGAAACAGAUUGUUGAAUGUCUCAGUUGGAAGAUUGAACGCGCCAAGACUUCUGGAAAUGCUACCACGGAACCAGACCUGCACGCAGAGUAUGAACUACUAGCAAGUCGAAACAACACACUCCGUGCACAACUCAGGUCGGUUCAUGCAGCGCUUCAUGAGACAGGGAGCAGMUAUAUGGAAACAAGAGAUUCUGUGCRUUUUUUUGAAGUCGUCCAACAGUCGCUCAGAAGAAAACUCCAGGAGCUUCUGAUAGACCUGAAGGAGGCAGAGCUGAUGGCUGAUAUGCAAUCUGGAGAGAGGGACGACCUUUGCGAUGAAAUUGACUUCAUGCAUCGCCAACGUGAGAGAGCACGUCAAGAAAUUGAGAACCUGAACAGGCAGAACAUGGAUUUGAUGAGGGAAAAUGCUCAAAUGAGAGAAAGGCUGGGUGAACCAGAACAGCAAGAGAACCAGGAAUCUCCAUCAGUUCUGAGAAAAGUCCUUACAUGGUUACUGGAUGUUCUUGAGGAACUGGUUGUUCUAGAAAAUGUCCCCACAAGGAGCAAUGGUCCUCAUAACCCCAUACUGUGCAUGAUUGGGUUCUCUCCGGGUUAUCCCAGUACACACGGGAUAUCUUUCUGUGGUGACUGGUUGAGCGGCUUACCUGGAACAUGUGUGCUGGGAGACACAGCGUGGAUUAACUGGAGCAGCCACUGA